ACGUCAAGUAACUAACUAAAUUUGCUGCUUAAACUACGAAAAUUACAUUAUUGCGCCCCAUAAUUUAAUGUGGGGGUUUCACCCGCCACGUGUCGCACGUUCCUUGCCCCCAAUCGGGGUCAAGAGCCGCCGGUGCCGUUUCAUGUUGGCAGCACUGUGUGGUGUUGUGGCCGCUGAUUCCGAUUUUGUGGGAAUUCCGUGCCUUCUUCUGAUGCAAUCACAGUUUAAUUUCCGCUAGAUAACACCGAAGAGUGCGUUUUGGUGUUGGUGUGUUAAAUAAUUGCAAAUUUGGUGGUUGGAGUUAGGUUAUGUCGAAACGUGUGCAGCCCCCGUGGUCGGCGCCGGAGGCGUCUGGCGGUCCGGUCCUGAAAGUGUUCAAUAGUCUGACGCGUCAGAAGGAGGUGUUUAGGCCGAUUUCGGGCAAAAAAGUGACUUGGUACAGUUGCGGGCCGACUGUUUACGACGCCUCGCACAUGGGGCACGCCAGAUCGUACAUAACUUUUGAUAUUUUGAGGCGCGUCCUUGCCGAUUAUUUCGGUUAUGAUAUUUUUUUCGUGAUGAAUAUUACGGAUAUUGACGAUAAAAUCAUAAAAAGGGCGCGUCAGAACUACUUGUUUGAGAGGUAUGUUGGGGAGGAGAGGUCGUUACAGGAGGUUUUAAGUGACGCAAAGUUGGUUUUGGAGAAAUUGGCUGAGACCACACAAAAUGCCUUUGAUCCCGAUAAGAAACAAAUGUAUGAGAAACUUCUAGUCAAUCUCACUAAAUCGGUUGAAGAAUUGGAAAAUGCGGUCAAAAGUGGUGAUAAUACGAAAAUUGAAAACGCAAAGAAAAAUUACAUAGUGCGGAGUAAAGACCCACUGUCUGAUUGGCUGGAUUGUAAAUUUGGGGCCACAAUUACAGACAAUGCGAUUUUUACGUCAUUACCACAGCACUGGGAACAAGAAUUUCACAAAGACAUGGAGGCUCUAAAUAUCCUCAAACCGCACGUCCUGACCCGCGUCAGCGAGUACAUCCCCGAAAUAAUCGGCUACAUCUCCCGAAUCAUCUCGAACGGCUUCGGCUACGAAGCCAACGGUUCGGUGUACUUCGACGUCGCCGCCUUCGACAAGCAACCGAACCACUACUACGCCAAGCUGGUGCCGGAGGCCUACGGCGACACCAACAGCCUCCAGGAGGGCGAAGGCGACCUCACCACGGCCGACCAACGCAACGAGAAGCAUUCCCCCAACGACUUCGCGCUGUGGAAACGCAGCAAGCCGGGCGAGCCCGCCUGGGAUUCCCCCUGGGGCAAGGGCCGCCCCGGCUGGCACAUCGAGUGCUCGGCCAUGGCCUCGACCAUCUUCGGCGACACGCUCGAUAUACACACCGGAGGCGUUGACUUGAAAUUCCCGCAUCAUGAUAACGAAAUUGCGCAGAGUGAGGCACACUUUGGGGCCUCCGAAUGGGUCAAGUAUUUCCUGCAUUCGGGGCAUUUGACGAUUGCCGGGUGCAAGAUGUCGAAAAGUUUGAAGAAUUUUGUUAGUAUACAAGACGCGCUAGCGAAAUAUACGGCGAGACAGUUGAGGUUUGCCUUCUUGUUGCAUGCCUGGAGGGACACGCUUGAUUAUAGUCAGAAUACUAUGGAGGUAGCGCUGCAAUACGAAAAAAAUUUCAAUGAAUUUUUCUUGAAUGUUAAAGACUUGACGAGGAAUUUUUUGAAAAAACCGACUCUUGUGGGGCAUUAUGUUAAGUGGGAACGGCAGGAAAUGGAACUAAAUGGGCACUUUUUGCAGGCGAAGGAUAAUGUUCAUGCUGCUUUGUGUGAUAAUAUCGAUACCAGGACUAGUUUAGAGUCAUUGAGGGACUUAGUAACCGCCAGUAAUUUGUACAUAAGGGACAAAAACCCCCCAAACUGUCUCCUAUUGCACGACAUUGCCGUCUACAUUACGAAAAUGUUGUCGAUUUUUGGCGCAAUUUCUGAGCCUAGUAGAGUCGGAUUUCCGGUAACAAGUGGUAACGAAAGUAAUAGCGAGGAUAAAAUCCUGCCCUACUUGGAAAUUUUGGCCGAUUUCCGCGACAAAAUCCGCACAUCGGCCCGAACUCUCAAAGCCACUGAAAUCCUCCAAGAAUGUGACAAACUCCGCGAUGAAACUUUGCCAAACGUUGGCGUGCGUUUGGAAGACCGUGAAGGCGCCCCCAGUGCUGUUAAAAUAGUAGGCCGUGAUAUUUUACUCAAGGAAAAAGAGGCAAAAAAAUUGUUAGAACUGGAAAAAGCGAAGGAAAAAGAACGGAAAAAGGCCGAACUGGCAGCUGCGCAAGCAGCCAAAGAGGCCCAAAAGAAAAUACCACCAAGUGAAAUGUUCAAAUUGGAGAAGGACAAAUAUUCGAAAUUUGACGAAAAUGGACUUCCCACGCAUGAUGUGCACGGCAAAGAGAUUAGCAAAGGCCAGUUGAAGAAACUGCAAAAGUUGCAGCAGGCCCAGGAGAAGAAACAUCAGGAGUUUUUGGCCACGCUAAGUUAAUGAUUGCUGAUUUAAUCUUUAAUUAAGUAUUUUGAUAUUUAUUACCGCAACUGACUGGACUAGAAGAAAUAAAAUCUUUCGAUUUUGAUUUAAUAAAUAUGAUUUACAAGUU
Molecule: messenger RNA, 2613 nt
Organism: Tribolium castaneum (red flour beetle)
Lineage: Eukaryota; Metazoa; Arthropoda; Insecta; Coleoptera; Tenebrionidae
Gene: CysRS
Product: Cysteinyl-tRNA synthetase
Exons: 8
Coding region: 309-2501 (730 amino acids)
Biological process (GO): cysteinyl-tRNA aminoacylation
Cellular component (GO): cytoplasm
Molecular function (GO): ATP binding; cysteine-tRNA ligase activity
Source: RefSeq, a predicted model, not a curated record